AUGGGUGUCACGUUCUCUCAAUUUUUUCCACCUCCACCAACUUUGACGGAAGCUAAUCUCCCUAUCCAAAGAGGCAAAGUAUUUGUUGUGACGGGCGGCUACUCAGGUGUAGGGCUUGAAUUAUGCACCAUGCUAUUCCAAGCUGGCGGCAGCGUAUACAUAGCCGGCCGUUCAGAGGCAAAAGCGGAGUCCGCAAUGUCGCAAAUCAAGAGUCUCCACCCAGACUCCUCAGGCCAGCUUCAUUUCCUUCCGCUCUCCCUGGAUGAUCUUACCACGAUCAAGCCCGCCGUCGAUCACUUCACCUCCAAAGAAUCAAGACUUCAUGUUUUAUUCAAUAAUGCAGGCGUUUCUCUCCCGCCCAAGGAGUCAACCUCAAAACAAGGCCACGAAUUGUCAAUGGCGACCAACUGUCUUGGCCCUUACCUUCUAACCCAACUUUUCCUUCCAAUCCUCCUACAGACAGCGAAAAUGCCAUCCUCAGCCUCCGUCCGCGUGGUUUGGACCUCCUCCAUUGUUGUCGAUCUCUCCGCCCCUAGAUCUGGACUUCACAUUUCUGAGCUCACAAACCUACCCUCAAACCAACAACGGAACUACCUCAAUUCCAAAACUGGCAAUUGGUUUCUUGCUGAUGCUCUAGCAGCUCAAGUUGCAGACCAAGGUGUCUUGAGUUUUAACGCAGAAUCCGGGAAAUUUAAAAACCGCACUCCUGAGACAUGCGCCAUGGAUCCUCGGCUUUCUCUCGAGUCCGCUAUUGUAUCCAGCGAAGAUGGGCGCGUACACUGA
Messenger RNA from Bacidia gigantensis, 783 nucleotides. RefSeq lists its product as uncharacterized. The record is from RefSeq and is a predicted model, not a curated record. The transcript has a single exon. NCBI's taxonomy places the organism in Eukaryota, Fungi, Ascomycota, Lecanoromycetes, Lecanorales, Ramalinaceae. Bases 1 to 783 code for a protein of 260 amino acids.